Molecule: messenger RNA, 1620 nt
Organism: Fusarium oxysporum Fo47
Lineage: Eukaryota; Fungi; Ascomycota; Sordariomycetes; Hypocreales; Nectriaceae
Product: Zn(II)2Cys6 transcription factor domain-containing protein
Exons: 5
Coding region: 1-1620 (539 amino acids)
Biological process (GO): regulation of DNA-templated transcription
Molecular function (GO): zinc ion binding; DNA-binding transcription factor activity, RNA polymerase II-specific
Source: RefSeq, a predicted model, not a curated record
AUGAUCACUUCGAUGACGUAUGAGGCCCGAGCAAGGACGACCAACUCCCGCAAAAGGUCCCCAGUCGAAAAUGGUAGCCCUUCAGAUGACAAACUUCAACAUGCCAACGUCGGAGACAAGGUCAUGUCUUCGCAGUCAAAUGGUUUUAUGACAUCAAGCACCCAGCCAAAGAGACAACCUCGGCGCAGUAAAGGAUGCUUGACGUGCCGCAAACGCAGGGUCAAAUGCGAUGAGCAGCGACCAACCUGUGAGAGGUGCAGUAAAGGCUUUCACCCAUGCAAAUACGAUGACAACCUUGUAUUUGUGAAUCACUUACACGAUGCUGCAAAAACUGUCCGACCUGAAGAUCCUGAGUCCCGGUCUCUCAAUGCAUUGAUUCAAAGGGAAGACUUCAAACAAAUACCUGUCACAAUCGACUUACGUGGCUUUAAGACUGAAGUGGUCAUAUCAUUCUUCGUGAACAACUUGUUUGUCCUGGUCAAGUCACCUCUCGAAGACGGAUCAUCAAUCCUCAAUCUUUUCUCAGGCGAGGCAAACUCAACAGCAGGCAUGUCAGGCUUAUGUGUUGCAGAAGCCUUCUUCUCUAGUAUUCACGGUAUACCUGAGAUGAAGUUCCAUGCUUCUGCGCUAUAUGGACAAGCUGUACAAAGACUGAAUGCUGAUCUUGGAACGAGGACCGAGGCGUCGAGGUCUCUCCCUCAUGCCACCAUAUGGAGUGCGCUGUUCCUUGGCGUAUAUGAGAUGAUUUCUUCCGAUUCCAUGUCAAACUGGCUACAACACUGCCAUGGCGUCGCAGUAUUAACGGAAAUGGCAGGACCUUAUGGAUUCCAGAUGGACGCGGCUAAGCCCAUUCUGCAGAUCAACAGACCAUUCAUAUCUAUUGGGGCUAUGGCCAAUCGAAAGCGCACCUUUCUGGAACAGGAUGAGUGGAAGCAUAUACCAUGGGCAUUGCAACCCAUGUCCAAGACGAUUGGGGAUUUCCUACAAGAUAUUUUAUGCGACAUCCCUGGCAUGAUGGAAGACGUCGAUAAUCUUUUCGAUGCGAACAGUUGCCAGGUGUCUGCAAAUUUUGUAAGUCAAAAGCUGCAGGCUUCUUUUGAGCGGCUCAACUCUCUACGAAUCUCAUGGAAUUUCAUGCAUCCUCAUAGUUGCUGGAGACAGAAGAUGAUGUGCGAAUCAUCAGAACUAUAUCAUGACACACUGGAGCAAUUCCUAUACUUUUCUGACCUCGAAAGAGCCAUCGACUUUAUCUACUUCAACACAACUCACUUGAUGUUGCAUUCAAUAUUGGGGCGGUUGAUAUCAUUGCCCAACAGCUGUUGCGUAUUCGAUGCAGGUAUGUCUCCCGACGAAAACCACUUUCAAGAGGCAUCGGAACUCGUGUUCUGGAACCAUGAAAAUCGGUACCGCAACGCACAGGCGAUAUGCCAAUGCGUUGAUUAUAUGUUGCAGAACGAAGGCGGAGCAUCGGGAGCGUUCAAUCUGCUAUUCCCACUGAAAGUCGCUUAUAAUCACCUGAGCGGUUCUCGGAUCAUGCAAAAAUGGGUUGCAGGUGUUAUGGAAAAGAUAUCUACUACGAAAGGACUUUUCAUUGGGAUGCAGAUCCUAGAGAAAUAUUGA